Messenger RNA from Pieris macdunnoughi, 3849 nucleotides. The record is from the annotation of a GenBank genome assembly. NCBI's taxonomy places the organism in Eukaryota, Metazoa, Arthropoda, Insecta, Lepidoptera, Pieridae.
AUGGGUAUUCUUUCUGAUAUGCCAGGUGUGUCGGACACCCGUCCCAUCAUAUCAAUCCUUGAAAAGUACUGCCCGGAUCUUGCGGCGGGCAACACGGUCUGCUGUGACGGGGCGCAGCUCAGAAACUUGGACAAGAGUAUAGGCGUCGCUGUCAACCUCCUCUCACGAUGUCCCACCUGCCUGGACAACUUCCUCAAGCACAUCUGCACUAUGACGUGUUCCCCCAAUCAGAACACUUUUUUGCACGCGAAGAAAUUUGCGCCAUUUAAUGAAACGCAUCAACAGGUGGAUGAGAUAGACUACCACUUGGGAGCUACUUAUAUGAACACAACGUUCACGUCCUGUUCUAGUGUUCAAAUGCCAUCAUCAAACAAACUAGCGUUAGACUUGAUGUGUGGUGAUUAUACAUCUGAAUAUUGUACGCCCCAACACUGGUUCGAUACUAUGGGUGAUGCUGCCACGCCCUACGUGCCAUUUCAAAUUAACUACAUCAGUGGGGAUGAACCAAUUGAUGGAUUUACACCAGCUAACCCACCUACUAAACCGUGCAGUAUUGGAUUAACGGAGGGUCAACCAGGUUGCUCCUGCUUAGAUUGCGCUGCAUCCUGCCCAGCUCCGCCUCCCACGCCCCCACCACCAAGACCUUUCACGAUCGCCGGAGGAGAUGGAUAUGCAGUGUGUAUGGCUAUCGUCUUCGUUAUAUUCACCUCAUUAUUCCUUGGAGGUGUCUAUUGCUGCAAUCCCCAGGAGAAUAUCGUUGAGUCGUGGAGGGCCGGAGACCGCGACGGACCAGAGACAAGCCCGCUACACACGCAUAGAUCUAGCGUGGCAUCCGAAAAUAAUCAAGAUAUGCCCACAAAUCCUGGAGCUGUCGGCUGGUCGAUUGAUCAACCGGACGGAGCUAAUGACGCCACAUUCUUUGAGAGGCUCGGAGCUAAAACUGAGACGAAACUGGAGGACUUUUUCCAAUGGUGGGGAUGUGCUAUGGCCUCGAGGCCGUGGAUUGUUUUGUUGAUGGGUCUAUGUGUGGUAGUUUCUCUGGGUUACGGCAUACGGUUCAUGCAAGUGACCACAGAUCCGGUAGAACUAUGGGCGGCGCCCAACUCCAGAUCGCGUCAAGAGAGGGAAUACUUCGACUCUCACUUUGAGCCGUUUUAUAGGACAGAAAUGCUUAUCAUCACCGCUAAGGGUCUGCCGAAGCCGGAGUACACGGCUGCUGAUGGCACUACUAUAACCUUUGGGUCUGUCUUCAAUUCGACGUUUUUGUUGGAUGUGCUGGAGUUGCAGAAUAGGAUAAUUGCCUUAGGAAACGAGACACGCAUAGAGGACAUAUGCUUUGCCCCACUCUCCUCUCCGUUCAGUGGGCCCGUGACGGCUGACAAGUGUGGUAUCAUGUCUGUGCUCGGAUGGUGGGAUAACGAUGCCAGCAAUAUUGAGGAGAAUCUGGAGGAUAAUGAGUAUCUGUCGCAGGUCAUCACAUGUGCCAACAAUCCCUAUACAUGUCUCGCCCCGUGGGGCGGUCCGGUGUUGCCGGCCGUGGGCUUGGGAGGCUUUUUGGCCCCCCAGGAACAACUCACCAAGAAAUCUCGCUUCCACGAAGCCACUGCCCUUAUUUUAACCAUUCUUGUUAAUAAUAGACACGAUAAGGAGAAGCUGAAACCAGCAAAACAAUGGGAAAAGGAGUUCAUAGCAUUCAUGAAGAACUACACGGAGAAUGAGAUGCCGGCGUACAUGGAUAUUGCGUAUACGUCCGAACGGUCCAUCGAGGACGAACUCGACCGCGAAUCGAGUUCCGACAUUUCGACUAUUCUCGUCUCUUACUUCAUCAUGUUCGCGUAUAUCGCCAUCUCGCUCGGACGGUUCACUACUUGCGCGAGGCUGCUCAUUGACAGUAAAGUCACUUUGGGAUUGGGAGGUGUAUUGAUAGUCCUAGCAUCGGUAGUGUGCUCUAUCGGUAUCUUCGGGUAUUCGGGCGUGGCAGCCACAUUAAUCAUCGUCGAGGUGAUUCCCUUCCUGGUGCUCGCCGUGGGAGUGGACAACAUCUUCAUCCUGGUCCAAACAAACCAGAGAGAGGGAAGGAGACCCAACGAGACCAUUGCUGAACACAUCGGCAGAACUUUGGGUCAAGUGGGUCCCUCGAUGUUCCUCACCUCAAUAUCGGAGUCCGUGUGCUUCUUCCUCGGAGCCCUGAGCGACAUGCCGGCAGUGCGGGCCUUCGCCCUCUACGCGGGUGCAGCUUUGCUGGUGGACUUCUUGCUGCAGGUCACAUGCUUCGUGGCCUUGUUGGCUAUUGACACGAGACGGCAGAAUGCUAAUAGGUAUGACAUCUUCUGUUGCCUGUCGGGCACUAAGACCGAAGUGAGUGAGAACAGCGAAGGCGGCCUCUACAGCCUCUUCAGAGACGUGUACGUUCCUUUCCUCAUGAAGAGGGAAGUUCGGGCCUCCGUUAUGGUUAUAUUCUUCGCCUGGCUUUGCUCGUCGGUUGCGGUCGCCCCCCAUAUAGACAUCGGUUUAGAUCAAGAGCUCUCCAUGCCCCAAGACAGUUUCCAAUUGAAAUACUUCCAAUACCUAACGAAAUACCUGAACAUCGGUCCACCGGUUUAUUUCGUGGUCAUGGAGUCCGAGGCCUUGGAUUAUUCGGAUGUGAAUGCGCAAAACAUGAUCUGUGGCACGAGGUGGUGUCGGCCGGACAGUGUUGCCAACCAAUUGUACUCGGCGUACCGUAUAUCCAACGUGACGUACAUAGCCCAGCCCCCGAACUCUUGGCUGGACGAUUUCUUCGAUUGGGCAGCUUCGCCCAGCACUUGCUGCAAGUACUUCCCGGCCAACGAGAGCUUUUGUCCCAGUUCCUUUGGUAAUCCACCGUGCAACAAAUGCAAUAUGCCCCUGGUGGGGCCAGAGCAGCGUCCGACCCCCGGAGAUUUUGAGCGUUACAUCCCUUACUUCCUCCAGGACAACCCCGAAGCCACCGGCUGCGUCAAGGCAGGUCACGCUGCGUACGGACAGGCCCUCAACUACCACAUGUACAACAAGACACAGGCCAGGGUUGGCGCCACUUACUUCCAGGGCUACCACACUGUACUGAAGACAAGUUCGGACUACUAUUCGGCAUUACGAGCGGCGCGAACUAUCUCUGCCAACCUCACCGAGACACUGAAUAAGAACUUACAGGAAAUGGGCAAGAACAAGACGGUGAACGUGUUCCCGUACUCCGUGUUUUACGUCUUCUACGAGCAAUACCUGACGAUGUGGCCGGACACGCUUAAGUCCAUGGGGAUCUCUGUUCUCUCCAUCUUCAUCGUCACCUUCGUGCUCAUGGGCUUCGAUCUCUUUUCUGCUCUGGUCGUGGUGGUGACGAUCACCAUGAUUGUGGUGAACCUGGGAGGACUCAUGUACUGGUGGGGAAUCAGUCUUAACGCUGUGUCGCUCGUCAACUUGGUAAUGGCGGUGGGCAUAGCCGUGGAGUUCUGCUCCCACCUGGUGCACAGCUUCAGCGUGUCUCCGGGCGACAGUCGCGUGGCCAGGGCCUCCGCGGCCCUUACCAGGAUGGGCAGCUCCGUCCUCUCGGGCAUCACGCUCACCAAGUUCGGAGGCAUCAUCGUGUUGGGCACGGCCAAGAGUCAGAUCUUCCAGGUGUUCUACUUCCGGAUGUACCUCGGAAUCGUGUUAUUCGGAGCUGCCCACGGCCUCAUCUUCCUGCCCGUCAUGCUUAGCUAUAUCGGUUCGCCCGUGAACAGACAGAAGAUAGCCAAUCAGAUGCUGCGAGGCAAGGAGCUGGGCGUGGCCGAGACCUCGCUCACUCGAGUAAGCCCUUACAGGCAAUAUCACUUUGACGCGCUUCCCGCUUAA